Molecule: messenger RNA, 2615 nt
Organism: Nothobranchius furzeri (turquoise killifish)
Lineage: Eukaryota; Metazoa; Chordata; Actinopteri; Cyprinodontiformes; Nothobranchiidae
Source: RefSeq, a predicted model, not a curated record
AUGGCCUCCACAGUGUGGCUCCUGCUCCAGCUUCUCCUCCUGACCUCACUGGUGACGGCGUCUCAGUACUACGGAGGAAGCAUGACCUUCACCUACAAGGGAACAAACCCUGAUGGAUCCAUCAAGACUGAACGAUGUGCCAUAUGGGUCAGAACUGCGUAUCCACCCCUCACCUACAAAGAAUCACUGCUUGAUGUGGACGUCCGAGCCAGGGACACUGAUGAUGGUUGUUAUUACUACCACUACUGGAACUGUUACUCUGGCAACUGUGGCUCCAUAAUCAGUAGAUCAAUACAUCAAAUUGACAGCAGCACCAAUGCAUCACCAUCCAACCGCCAGUGGUGUGAAACAGAGAAUGUUGAGAAGUGGACAUUUCCCAGCAAUAAACCAUUUGAGCUGAGGGCAGCUAAAUGUAACUGGGCUCCAACACGUAACAGUGUUAGUAACUGGAGGCUUAGCACUCUUGUGGAUUUGGGAAGAAGAUCAGACACAGAACAACCCAACAGGUCACCAGAUGUCGCUGUUCUUCCUUUCAUAAGAGUUCCUCAGAAUUGCCCAAGGACAUACAAGCUGCCAUCCUUUGAUCCUGAUGGUGACAGAGUCCGAUGCCGGUACGGGAAUAUUCCAGACAAUUCCCAGUCCAUGUCUGGCUUUAUACUUGAUCAGGAUACUUGCACAUUGCGCUACCAAAACACCCCUGCCAACAAAAAAGUUUUUGGGUUUGAGAUAGUGGUAGAAGAUUUCUCACUGUACCCUGUCAACCUGUCUUACUCAGAUGGUUCAAUAAUCCACAAUGUCAACAACUACACCAACCACCACACGAACCAAUACGCCAAUAAGUACACAAACAACUACACCAACCACCACACGAACCACUACGCCAACAAGUACACAAACAACUACAUCAACAUCCACACCAACAACUACACCAAACACCACACGAACCAAUGCACCAACAAGUACACAAACAACUACAUCAACAUCCACACCAACAACUACACCAACUACCACACGAACCACUACGCCAACAAGUGCACAAACAGCUACAUCAACCCCAUCAACAACUACAUCAACAGUUACACCAACAACUACACGAACCAAUACGCCAACAAGUACACAAACAACUACAUCAACAUCCACACCAACAACUACACCAAUUACCACACGAACCACUACGCCAACAAGUACACAAACAGCUACAUCAACAUCCACACCAACAACUACAUCAACCACCACACGAACCAAUAUACCAACAGCUACAUCAACCCCAUCAUCAACUACAUCAACAGUUACACCAACAACUACACGAACCACUACGCCAACAAGUACACAAACAACUACAUCAACAUCCACACCAACAACUACACAAACCACCACAAGAACCAAUACGCCAACAAGUACACAAACAACUACAUCAACAUCCACACCAACAACUACACCAACUACCACACGAACCACUACGCCAACAAGUACACAAACAACUACAUCAACAUCCACACCAAUAACUACACCAACUACCACACGAACCACUACGCCAACAAGUACACAAACAACUACAUCAACAUCCACACCAAUAACUACACCAACCACCACACGAACCAAUACACCAACAGCUACAUCAACCACAUCAACAACUACAUCAACAGUUACACCAACAACUACACGAACCACUACGCCAACAAGUACACAAACAACUACAUCAACAUCCACACCAACAACUACACCAACCACCACACGAACCAAUACGCCAACAAGUUCACAAACAACUACAUCAACUUCUACACCAACAACCACACCAACUACCACACGAACCACAACGCCAACAAGUACACAAACAACUACAUCAACAUCCACGCCAAUAACUACACCAACCACCACACGAACCAAUACACCAACAGCUACAUCAACCCCAUCAACAACUACAUCAACAGCUACAUCAACCCCAUCAACAACUACAUCAACAGUUAUACCAACAACUACACGAACCACUACGCCAACAAGUACACAAAUAACUACAUCAACAUCCACACCAACAACUACACCAACCACUACACGAACCACUACCCCAACAAGUACACAAACAACUACAUCAACAACUUCACCAACAACUACACCAACCACUACACGAACCACUACCCCAACAAGUACACAAACAACUACAUCAACCCCAUCAACAACUUCACCAACAACUACACCAACCACUACACGAACCACUACACCAACAGCUACAUCAACCCCAUCAACAACUACAUCAACAACUACAUCAAAUGCUACACCAACAACUACACGAGCCACUACCCCAACAAGUACGCAAACAACUACGUCAACCCCAUCAACAACUUCAACAACAACUACACGAAUAACUACAUCAACAACUAUGUCAAGAACUAUACCAACAACUACAACCCAGAAGUAUCCAUUGGCUGGUAGAAGAAAGAGACAAGUAGCCACAAUCCCUCCAACCACAUCACACACAAUUGAAGAUACCACAGCAGCAAAAUGGCCAGAUGCCCAAACAGUUAAACCAACUACUGCAACUACGACUGUUCCACCUAAUCCAUCAUAUGGAAGAACUGAUCCUCUCAGUAGACUACCUCUGCGGUUUUCAUUUUUGG